Molecule: messenger RNA, 1605 nt
Organism: Xiphophorus couchianus (Monterrey platyfish)
Lineage: Eukaryota; Metazoa; Chordata; Actinopteri; Cyprinodontiformes; Poeciliidae
Gene: yjefn3
Product: YjeF N-terminal domain containing 3
Exons: 6
Coding region: 402-1151 (249 amino acids)
Cellular component (GO): mitochondrion
Molecular function (GO): NAD(P)HX epimerase activity
Source: RefSeq, a predicted model, not a curated record
ACAGACAGAGAGAAGAGGAAGGGUUAUUGAGACAAGAAGCUGUGUGUCUGUGUGUGUGUUUGUGCGUGGGCGUGUGUCUGUCGGUGUGAACGGGCGUGUACGUGUGUGUUUUGAAGCAGCCAGUAAUUACCUUCCAGCAUCUGAACCAAUCAAGAGCUGCAGAGAGAGAGAGAGAGAGAGAGUGUGUGUGUGUGUGUGUGUGUGUGAGAGAGAGAGUCCAUUUAGAUUUCAGUCUAUUCCCAGGAAAAAGACACUCGCGCUCUCACACACGCCCGCACACGCACGCAGUCUCACAGCCCGUCCAUUCAACCAGAGUCAGGGAGAAGGGACGGAAGUGUUUUCUUUGGGGGAGCACAGCUUAUCCUUUCUCCUGUUUACCGACUCGUGGUGGGUGAAGACAGAUGGACAAGAUGAACCACAGCUCAGCUGAGGCAGAGCCUGAAACCAUAGAACCGCUGCGUUACCUCAGCAAAGGGGAUGCAGCAGCUAUCGAGACAGAACUACUGAGAGACUACAAGUUUGGACAACAGCAGCUCAUAGAGCUUUGGGGACAAGCAUCUGCUGUCGCCAUCACUAAGGCCUAUCCACUGAGUGCUUUAUCAAAGAAGCAACCAACAGUGCUGGUGAUCUGCGGUCCAGAUCAAAAUGGCUCCAUUGGCCUAGUGUGUGCCCGACAUCUCCGCAUAUUCGAUUAUGAGCCCACCAUCUAUCACCCGAAACGUUCCUCUCACAGCCUGCACCAGGAUUUCACAAUUCAGUGUGAGAAGAUGGACAUCCCUUCCCUUUCCUAUCUCCCUACAGAGGUGCAGCUUAUCAAUGAUGCCUACAACCUAGUGAUCGAUGCCAUGCUAGGCCUGGAGGCAGACUCAUCCAAUAUUAAGGAGCCAUAUUCUGGUAUCCUGGUCACCCUAAAGCAAAUCAAGAUUCCCAUUGUCAGUGUGGAUGUGCCCUCAGGUUGGGAUGCAGAGGAACCAAGUCAGGAUGGGAUAAACCCAGAAGUUCUCAUCUCACUCAUGGCACCAAAGAAGUGUGCAUUAAACUUCUCUGGAAAGCAUUUCUUGGCUGGACGCUUCCUGCCCUAUGACAUUCAGAAAAAAUAUGAGCUUAAUCUCCCAGACUACGCUGGCACGGACUGUCUCCUGGAACUGUAACACACGGAAACACAGGAGCUGGUAUAACCACUCUACCCUUGGUCGCGUUUUAUAGGUUGUUACUCUAAUUUUACUUCAAAGUCUCGGCUGUUUAGAUCCAAAAUGCACAUUAGCCCAAUGUGUUGUUGAGCUGCUGUAAAAGGUUGAAGCUUAGAGCAAUGGCUUCGAGUCGUGACUGUUUAGGAAAUGGCAUGAAGAGUUUGUUGUCAAUCGACGUGUAAGAGCUGUAGCAUUCCACCGUUUUCUAGUUUCCAGAAUUGGCAAAGAAAAAAACCAGUUUUCUAUCAUUAAAGUCACUGAAUUUUUUUUCUUCUUUUUUUUCAAAAAACCCCGAAGCUUUUAUGUUCUCAUGUACUCCUUCUGUGGACCCUAUUCCCUCAGUGUGCUGCUAAAAUAUCGUGGUGUAGGUUGGCGUUUUGGGUAUAAAUCUGUAAAGCUAUAUAUAUUUGUGUUC